UGCAUGGCCCGGCAUUUUCUGGGACACAUGACUGGUUCCAGAAGACGCCGGGCCAUUCACAAAGCACAGCACUUCUCGUGCAUGUGCAGUCCGCAGUCUCUUGGUCAUCCCCUGCACUGUCUGCAGUCUCUGGUCAUCCCCUGUACUGUCUGCAGUCUCUAGUCAUCCCUGUACUGUCUGCAGUCUCUGGUCAACCCCUGUACUGUGUCCGCAGUCUCUGGUCAUCUCCUGUACUGUGUCCGCAGUCUCUGGUCAUCUUCUGUACUGUGUCCGCAGUCUCUGGUCAUCUGUUCUA
Staurois parvus is the source of this 295-nucleotide messenger RNA. The record is from the annotation of a GenBank genome assembly. Lineage: Eukaryota; Metazoa; Chordata; Amphibia; Anura; Ranidae.